Messenger RNA from Puntigrus tetrazona (Sumatra barb), 2648 nucleotides. It is a transcript of the gene zpax4, whose product is annotated as zona pellucida protein AX 4. Bases 152 to 2518 code for a protein of 788 amino acids. The record is from RefSeq and is a predicted model, not a curated record. The transcript is spliced from 19 exons. Lineage: Eukaryota; Metazoa; Chordata; Actinopteri; Cypriniformes; Cyprinidae.
UAACAAGUCAAUCAACAUUAUACAUUUAAAAUCUAUUCGUCAGCACGUUUUCCUUCUUAGCUGUAUAGUUUGGAAUAUUGUUUUAGUGCUAAUGUAGUUUUGCUAGUGUUUUGGGCUAACAUACUACAGAGCUAUAAGUCAAUCAGCGGUUAUGGCUUUUGGAUUUGUUUCAGGUGGGCUUCUACUUAUGUGUGCAUUAACUAGUGCUCUGCUUGACUCAAAGGCAUUGCAACAGUCCUUCAGCCUACCACAAACUACCAUUAACAUUGAAUGCAAGGCCAAUUCCCUGUUCAUCUCCCUAGACAUGCCUGCUUCUGGCAGUCAGCCUCGUUUUGAGGCAGUUGAUGCCACGGGUGCAUAUCCGAUCACAGAGAGCUAUGGGGUUCAGUGUGGUUAUACUUACUCUGUGCAGCCUCUGUGGGGUCGUGUUGUUCUCAGAGCCUCAUACUUCUCCUGUCACACAGACAACCAGAAUGAUGAGGUCUUCACCUUCAUGUUUGGUGUAUUCAUUACGGAUCAACUUGGCAAAGAAUCAUUUUUCAACGUUUCCAAGACUUGCUCUGUUCCUCCUUUCCCUCCAAGAGUGGUUACUUGUGAAGAGAACUAUGUGGAGGCGUCUGUGAGAACUGACCUACCUUGCCCUACAUCAGGCAGUAUUAAAGAUUUCUCUGCAUCUUUCUCUGUGGUCCAUAGUUCAGCAUUUGAGGCCUGGCAAGUGAUGCUACAACGAGAGGGACAGCAACCUGACGUCAUGUCAACUGAAAAGGCGGCUACUCUGGGCUACUUCAUAAUGCUCACACCUGGCAGACUUGUAUUUCGGACAACCUUUGGACAACCUCAUGCUUCUCUUAAAAUGGUUAAUAGUGUUGCGGUUGAAGUGAUCCAAGCCACAGUGUUUUUCAGACAAAACUGGAUGGUGGUCAUGGUGGAUCUAAUUGCUGCCUAUUCACUGGAUGAAGGCAUUUUUGAUGGCUACCGACUUCACUGGAGGACCCCUGCAGUGUUGACUCCCUUGUCUGUAGGAACAUCAGAUUUGAGUAGUGAGUACAUGGGCAUAGGAGUCGAUGGUGACAUUCUAAAUGAACAGGCUGUAGCAGCCCGAGGCUACUCUGUGGUGGUCAGUGAUGGGACCAUAGACUGCAGCAUCCCAUUUGCUGCUGAGGGAGGGAUCAGAAAGAGCUUUGUGGCCGGCAAUGUGUAUAAUGUGCUAUAUGCAGUCGUGCUGACGUACCAGCAAGUGUUUGUGGACCAGCGUGGAGUAAAGACAGAGUACAAUGUAGUCCGGCAAAUGGCUACACCACCAAUUCCUUAUCCUCCUUUUUCAGUUAACCAAACCGUUACUGAGGAGCGAGUCUUCACAGUCUACCUGGGUAAUAUUCCUUUCGAUGUGGAACUGGUGUCGGUGGAGCUGAAUGGGAAGGAGGUCUCUACAUCAUCGGCCACACAGAUGGGAUAUUUCCUCAACAAAGUCCCCGAAAGCAAUAUUACUUUUUCAUGCAUCAUUAGGGUGCCAUUUGAUGACCAGGUUGUUGUGAAACAGUACACUUCAGAGGGCCUCUUUGAGUACUCGUUGGAAAUUAAAUGGACUUUGUACAUCAUGCCUCAGAUGGAGGCCUACUACCAUUUUUCCUCUGUGGUUGCUCUUGUCCAAGUGAGCCAAGAUGUUCCUGACGUCCCCGCUGCCUCCCCUCCGGUCUUUAACAGCAUGUGUACUGAUGGUGGCAUAAGCUUUAUGAAGAACAAUAAGAAAUCUGACUACUUGUGGGACAUUACCAUUGGUUCCUACACAUUGACCCCACAGCUGGCAUCGGAGCGUGGCUACAUCUUGAUGAAUGACAGCAACACCUUACAACUGAAUGUUCCUCUCUUUACCAUUGGAUACGUCUAUGAGAAUAUUACUCUGCAGCAGUUUUAUGGAACUUUUGAACUUCUUGCCAGAAAUACUCAGACCUUGAAGAUUGAGCAGUCCUCUGCUAAAAGCUGCCUCUUCCAAACCACUGAGCUCUUGGUGUGCUCUACUGGGGGUGUGAUGACUGUAGUGAGUGACCUCACUAAAGCAGUACUUUCUGCUGACCCUGCCAGAACCACACUAUUGGACAUAAACUGCAGACCUCAAGAAACCGAUGAGACCAGAGUACUCUUCUCUUUUGGUCUCAACACCUGUGGCACUAGAUUUCAGAUUAAUCAGCAGUAUGUGACUUAUGAAAAUGAGAUCAUAUUUCAUGAGUUAUAUUCCACGGACAAUAGACCUGUCAUCACACGAGAUGCAGCAUACAGGAUGACUGUGAGGUGCAUUUACCCAGUAAGUGGCAUUGAAAGCAUUCUUGUGGACCGUCAGUUCAGAGCACAGACUCCUGGAAUUGGACAAAUCAAGGACCCUGUGAAGGUUCCUCCCCAAAUGCUUAAGCCCUUGCAACAGCCAACGCAAACCUUGCAACAGCAGAAACAAGCCAUUAUGAAGCCCUCUCUUCAGGCAUCUAAUGCAAGGAAAGCAGCUGUGUAUGUACGAGUGGGCUAGUGGAACAUGACUAGACCACACUACCCAGUGGUCAUUAGGUCCUAAAGGAUGCUUUUAGGUUUGUGGUAUUUAAUGAACUCUUAAGUGUUUUGUGCUUGUGGGGGAAAAAAAAUAAAAACUCCAAGCAUUU